UGUGCUUUGUCUGCCCAGGUGGUGUAGUCGCACACAGAUAAAAAAUGUUGACGUGGUAACUGUCAACAUUAGGAUGAAAACUAUCAAAUAAAAACGAAAAAGCACAAACGAAAGCAGCCAUGUUGGACUUUGCCAUUUUCGCUGUCACGUUUGUCGUCAUUUUGGUCGGUGCUGUUCUUUAUUUGUACCCGUCUUCCAGGAGGGCCUCUGGUAUCCCUGGCCUCUACCCCACAGAUGAAAAGGAUGGGAAUUUGCAGGACAUCAUCAACAAAGGCAGUCUGCAUGAGUUCCUCGUCAACCUCCAUCAGGAGUUUGGAUCUGUGGCAUCCUUCUGGUUCGGCGGGCGACCGGUGGUCAGCCUGGGCUCCGUGAAAAAGCUGCGGCAGCACAUCAACCCCAAUCACACCACGGACUCGUUUGAAACCAUGUUGAAGUCGCUGCUGGGAUACCCUCCGGGGAGGGGAGGUGGGCCCAACGAGUCAGUAGUUAGAAAGAAACUCUAUGAGGCGGCCAUCAACAACAGCCUGAAGAGCAACUUUCCUUUCAUGCUUAAGGUGGCGGAGGAGCUGGUAGGAAAGUGGAAGUCUUUCCCAGAGGCCCAGCAUAUUCCUCUCUGUGCCCACCUGCUGGGUCUCUCUCUGAAGACCAUCACCCAGCUGGGUCUGGGCGAGCGCUUCAAAGACGACGCUGAAAUCAUCUCCUUCCGCAAGAACCACGAUGCGAUCUGGUCUGAAAUUGGGAAGGGCUACAUGGACGGAUCCUUGGAGAAAAGCUCCAGUAGAAAAGCACAUUAUGAGAGUGCUCUCUCAGAGAUGGAGUCUCUGCUGCUGUCAGUGGUAAAGGAGAGGAGAGCCCAAAAAAAGCAGACGGCGUUUGUGGACGCUCUUCUUCAGUCCAGCCUCACAGAGCGACAGGUCAUGGAGGACUGCAUGGUUUUCACUCUGGCUGGAUGCGUCAUCACUGCUAACCUGUGCAUCUGGGCGCUGCACUUUUUAUCCACAUCCAAGGAAGUGCAGGAGAAGCUUUACCAGGAGAUACAAGAUGUUUUAGGUUCUGACCCAGUAACCCUGGACAAGAUUCCUAAGCUCAGAUACUGCCAGCAGGUUCUCAAUGAGACGGUGAGGACCGCCAAGCUGACCCCCGUAGCUGCUCGGCUUCAGGAAGUGGAGGGGAAAGUCGAUCAACAUGUGAUCCCUAAAGAGACUCUGGUCAUCUAUGCCCUGGGAGUGGUCCUUGAAGAUGCUGACACAUGGAGCGCCCCCUACAGAUUCGAUCCAGAUCGAUUUGAGGAAGAAUCGGCAAGGAAGAGCUUCUGCCUUCUUGGCUUCUCAGGGAACCAAACGUGCCCAGAACUCGGUUUCGCCUACACUGUGGCUACAGUCCUGCUCAGCACGCUGGUGCGACAGCUGAAGCUUCACCAGCUGGGAGAUCAAGCAGCAGAGGUCCGAUCUGAGCUGGUUUCCACGCCGAAGGAUGAGACCUGGAUCACAAUCAGCAGUAGGAAAACCGCAACAUAGUCUGCAACAUUGUGUAUUUAGAAAGCAAUCAACCUGAGUGAGCAUUUACCAUCAAAGUAUUACAGUUGCGAUUUAAAAUCAAGCUCUUAAUUGAACCCAUUUUAAGGCAUGAGGACUUGAAGCACAUUUCCACC
Molecule: messenger RNA, 1651 nt
Organism: Cyprinodon tularosa
Lineage: Eukaryota; Metazoa; Chordata; Actinopteri; Cyprinodontiformes; Cyprinodontidae
Gene: cyp20a1
Product: cytochrome P450 20A1
Exons: 13
Coding region: 120-1517 (465 amino acids)
Cellular component (GO): membrane
Molecular function (GO): iron ion binding; oxidoreductase activity, acting on paired donors, with incorporation or reduction of molecular oxygen; monooxygenase activity
Source: RefSeq, a predicted model, not a curated record